UUAUAGAUCGUACCAGUAGCUAACAUAUACUCGUAGUUUUACGAAUGGCAAAUAAAUUAAAAUUUAGUUUGUAUAAUCUUUUUUUUAAAAAAAAUAUAAGGCAUGAAGUUGCGUUACAACUACUCUUUAUUAGCUUUAUUCUUCCAUCGCCCCCACACUCCGACAUUUCCCAUUUCCUUUCCUUUUCAUAUUCUUCCUUUCUUUUCUUUCUUUCUUUUUUUUUUUUUCAUCUGCCAAUGCCAUUCCCAUAAACAAAAAAAAUUCCUUAAUCAAAUCUCCAUUUUUCAUCUUCGUUUCUCAAUCCAUGGCGCCAUCUCCCCGAUCUCUCUGCAACAAAUUCUUCGCUCUUUUACUUCUCAUUGUUCACGUCGGCUGCUUCCUUAUCACCACCGCCGACCACCGCCGCCGCCGCCACAACCACCACCGCCCUACUCCCUCCUGUUUGAAGCCACACAAAAUCAAAUCCCUAACUUCCUCAUUUUCAUUUCUCAAACGAAUCUUCUCUUCAAAAACCUGCAAAAUGGCAAUCGAAACCGCCCGCCCGCCUUCCACUCCGGCUAGAUCAUCGCAGCAUUCAAUCGUUACACUCGUCCAACCGGAGAUUCCGCCGCCGCCGCCGCCGGCGGAGACUCAUCCUCCUACCGAAACGCCGCAUGAUUCAGACAUCACUACAACAGAGACGAAUCAAUUUUUCCCUCUUCGUAACGAUAUCUUCCCUUGUACUGCUUGCGGUGAGAUUUUCCCCAAAUCGAUACUCCUCGAACAGCAUCAAUCGAUUAAACACGCUGUAUCGGAGCUUGCUGAUUCGGAUUCUGGUAAGAAUAUUGUUCGGAUUAUUUUCGAAACUGGAUGGACGAGUAGAGAAAAAAGCCCUAAAAUCCUUCGAAUCUUGAAAAUCCACAAUAGUCAGAAGAUUCUCUCCAGAUUUGAAGAAUAUAGAGAAUCCGUGAAGGCGAAAGCGGCUAGACACGGCGGCAUAAAGCGGCGGGAUGAGCGAUGCAUUGCCGACGGGAACGAGCUUCUGAGAUUUCACUGUUCGACGUUUUUGUGCGAUUUGGGGCAAAAUGGUAAUUCCAGCCUUUGCGGGCAGCAAUUUUGUAGUAUUUGUGGGAUAGUUAAAUCGGGAUUCUCACACAAGUUGGAUGGAAUUUCUACGCUAUCGAGUAGCUGGAGGGCACACGUGGCAAUCCCUGAGGACAUCGAGGAAGAGUUCAAGUUUCUGAAUGUGAAGCGGGCGAUUUUGGUUUGCCGGGUUGUGGCGGGUCGGGUCGGGUCCGACGCCGAUGAGCCGGAAAAAGACGGCGGAGGCUUUGACUCCGUCGUUGGACGGAGUGGCAGUGGGGCCCAGGCCACGUUGGAUGAAGAAGAGCUGUUGGUUUUUAAUCCGAGGGCUGUACUCCCCUGCUUCGCGAUUGUAUAUGAAAUCUGAUCUGGAUGAUCGUACGGUUGCCGUUUGAUUAGUUGAUUGAUAAUUUUUGCCUUGGUUUUGAUGUGAUUUGUAGUGGUGGAUGUUAAAUUAGGUACUUUUUUUCCUUUUUUUUUUUUUUGGGUUUAAUGAAACUGUAUGUAAUUAUUAAGUCAAGUGUUAUUAGUCUAAUUUCCGUACUGUUUGACUGUGGGUCAAACUCAAAUAUUCAGUAACCCGUGGCAUUAGAGUAACUAGGUAAUAGAGAAAUAAUUACUUUAUAGAUAAUAGUUAGAGUUACUUGAAAUAAUGCAAGUAUGAUAUAUAAAAUAUUGAAUCCUUUAGUUUUAA
This is a messenger RNA of Benincasa hispida (wax gourd), 1756 nucleotides long. RefSeq names its product zinc finger (C2H2 type) family protein. The record is from RefSeq and is a predicted model, not a curated record. Lineage: Eukaryota; Viridiplantae; Streptophyta; Magnoliopsida; Cucurbitales; Cucurbitaceae.